AUGUUAUUCUUUUUCCCUGUCAUUCUGCUUGGGUUUCUGUCUUCCUGGUCGACAGUUAACUGCCAAAUCCAGCCCAACAUUAAGCUUCUGGAAUGCUUUGAAUUCAAAAAAAAUUAUUGGAUUGUCGGCCACGCUUUUCACACGUCUUCCGUACAAGCAAGUCUAACUUUUUUUGAGAUGGCCUUCUUCAAAAUUCUCCUUCAGAGUCUCGAAAGGAAUGAAGAUAUUUUAUAUGUGAAAGUUGCUAAAGAAGAUGUGGUUCUUUCAGGAAAAAUUAAUUAAGUUCGAAAUAACCAACUUCAAAAUAGUUGCAAACGAAAUAGUGAGCGAAAAAUUUCGUUUUAGGUCUUUUCGAACCAUUUUCUUUACAAAAAGUCUUAAAAAUUGAAUUUACAUUUUCCAAGGAGCCUAACGUUCACAGACAAGAACUGCGGCAUAGAACUUAGGCUAUCAAUCAAGACGUCGACGUUCACGAGUUACCAGAACGAUUUGGGUGUGUUCGUCAGAAUUAGACACACAUCGAAGGUCGCCUUCUCUGAGGAAUGACGGACACGAAUAGCAUCGCUUUUUUUUAGGCAACCGACCAAAAAACAUUUUUACGCAAUUCGGCUUUUACCGAAUAAGUUCUCGUUUUCCCUCUUCAAAAAGAUUAGGAUUUUUGAUCGUAUUGAGCCAUUUUAACUACAGCUGAUUCAGAAAAUGGAAGAUAGAGAGUGCAGACUAAUCUAUAUAAGCUGACAUUUUUCACUUCAAAAAACUAUCAAAGCUAUAUUUGAGUUCAAAGACGAGUGCCUACGGUCAUGCCUGACAUCGGUUCUACGCGGUUCACCCUGCCUGUCAGCGAUGCACGUGCCGAGUGACGAUCAAUGCGUCAUCUCAGACCAAAAUCAGCUCACACGACCCGAACUUUUCGUCGAGAACGAUGCUAAGCUCACGUUUACAGUUAACUUCUUCCGAAACCUCUGUGCCGAGCCGCCAAUUCAAAAAGGUAAACACCGAAACUUUUCCGAAAUGGACUAGGGUAUUCAAUCCGCAGGUUGAUGGAAUUUCAGUCAUUUUUUGAGUUAAUUGCAUUACUUCGCCCGUACGAGAGAGAAAAGAACGAAGACAAGAAGAUUAAUUCCAAACGCGUCGAAAGACGGCAACGAAGUAGAGAGGGAAGAAAAAAAACAUUUUAAUUGUUGGUUGAUAAUGUCGUUGAAGACUUUUUUUUACCUACAUUUUGAAAAUAACAAUAUUUUUCUUCACUUUUCAGGAGCUGGAAAGUUAGAAGCAAAGCUACUUGGAUACCAAGGUGGUCAAGGAAUACUUCAGUUGAUCCAGUUGCGAGGCGAGAAUCCAAAAAUAAUGAUUAUAAUGACAGGCCUUCGCGAAAACACUGUAAUGAACUGAUCUAAAAACCGUUUAAUCAAAUUUUAAAGAUGUACGACAUUGUGUAUGAUCCUUCGUUGAACGAAUCAAUGAAGUGCAAUAGAAUAAGAACAUCGGGAAUUAAUGGAGAGCGACUUUUAAAUGUGGAAACCGACAACACAGGCUUGGCAGUACAGGUGGUUCUAAAUAACAAGAUGUUCCUUAUUUUUUGUUUCAGACCUGGAAAGAGAUUGAUUGGCACAUUCUCGACGAUUCGUUACUGUCUAAGGUUUAAAACUGAAAAGUACCAUUGUAAUACAUAAUUUUACUUUCAGGUUAUUCUAGUACUAGAAAAAAACUCUUCAAAAGUCAUUAACUGUGGCCACCUAACCGUGGCAGGCGGAAAUAUGACUGAAUGGUACGCUGCGCGUCAAUCUUCCCAUAAUUUUUUCGUUCAGAACGUUCCUAUUCGACUUUUUUUGUUUUUAUUUGUGUAUUUUAUCUACGAUUUAUGAAAUGAACUGACUAAAAAUAAAGUUUUUCUUAAAGUUUUCAAAAAUUCUCUCUCUGGAAAAAUAAUAAAUUUCACACGAUUGUGAUGGAAAAAUGCCGCGUUGAAUGGAACCGUAAUUACGCCUGUUCAAGGCGGCUGUUCGUAUUACGCUAGUUUGAAAAUAUUUUUUUUGUGGUUUUAAAAUGGAAAUUUGUGAAUUAGCUAUGAGAACACUAAGAAUAACUGACGAGAUAAAUGCGAGCUCGGUGGCGGUACAUUGACUAACUCGCAAAAAUGUCGCUUUUUUCUAGGCGCGAUCCCGCAUUUAUCUCGACGCGACCUCGCAUUUUUCUCGGCGCCAUCUCGCAUUUAUCUUGCAUUUCGGAAAUUUUCAAAUUGCGAGAGAAAUGCGAGCUCGCGCCUAGAAAAAUGCGAGCUCGCGCCCAAACAAAUGCGAAACCGGCGCGAGAAAAAAUGCGAGAUGUUUGCGAGCUCGUCAAUGUACCGCCAGUGUCUCGCGUUUAUCUCGGCAGUUAUUCUUAGUGAAAUGACUUGUCAGAUAAAUUAAGUUUGCGUCUUUUGCCAAGUUCGAUGCAUUGAGUGCAAUGCGUACAAAGCGUUUAAUCACACGAAGCUACAAAACUUUUUAUUCGUACGAAUUCUAUUUUUUUAUAUUUAUAAUAUAUCAAACAAGCGCUAGUGCUCAGCUUUGGAACGCCUUUGGCCAGGUUCUUCGAGUAUUUUUUGGAAGCGUCACAUAAAGUAUUCGGAAUGGUAACUUUAGUUUUCUAUAUGAUCUUUUUUAUUUCAAUCUGUUUUGAGGACGAAAAGAUGAAGAAACGGAUCGAAGGGCUGAAGGUAGAAAAAGCCUAUUACGAUGCCUUGCAGUUAUACAGAACCAAAAUUUCCCGUUUUUUCUCUUCGACUAAUAUUGGCCAGGCGGUUCUUCUGAUGAUUGACUCCACAGAGUUUUUUGUGAAAGGUUUUUUUUUCGUUGUUAAAACAAGUUACCCUUAUUGACGGAUUCGUUUUUUCAGAAAAGCAAGGGAUUAUCGUAAUUGACUUAGCACAGUUUUUCAUUGAUGGACUGGUAAAGAACAAAAUUCAACCUUCUGAAGCGCUUUUGGCAACGAUUUCCCAAGUAAAAUUCCUAUUUUUUCCGUCUGAUUUUUUCUACACAGAAUAAUUAUGUAUGAUCAUGUUGCAACUAGAAAAAGUUUUAUGUAUGAAUAAUUAUAAACACUAGGUUGCCGUUUUAAUGACACGUCUUGAAAAUGAAGAAGAUGAUCCACAGAAACUGGUUUCAAAGGGACGACGUCUGUUUGCUGAUAAUGGAUUGCGAUGGUUAGUAUCAAAUUUUUUUGAAUAUUUUUCCAAAAAGGAUCUUUCGGAGUUUUUUUUUAAAAAUAAUUGUUAUAUAAGUUUUGUUGGAAUAAUGAAACAUUCUCUUCGAUAAUAAUAUUUUUUUUAAUGUUCAUUGUUUGCUCACAGGCAUAUUUCUGUGGCGGUGAAGUAGAUAACCAGGAAAGUUAUAUUUGCCUCCACUUCAAUAAAUUUCUACUUUGUUUACAAGAAUCUUUGAGUCGAAUCGAAAAAAAACUUUAAAAAUUUAUGUGAUAUUGCGAAUCGAGAAAGAGUAUCGCGAGACCCUCUGAGGUAUAUCGCAGGCUCUGAAGUCUAUCGAUGAUGCCUCGAGUAUACCUCUGAGGACUUUGCAAAAUGAGAUAGACUUGAGGGAGUUUCUGAAGUACCUCCGAGAUGGCCCAGAUAUGGUACCUUCUCGAUUCGUCUGUGUCAAAAAAAAAUCUUAAAUAUUCUUUUGGUCUUUUUCAAAAACUAUGAGUCUGUUUAAGUAAUUCCAAUAUUCAAACACCCGUUUCGUUAUAAAAUUAAAAGUAACAUGAUGAAUUGGUGGUAGUUCGAGUUUAAGGCUGUUGCCUCUCAGUUGUCUCCGUCUGUUUGGAUAUUGUUUGCAAUUUGAUUAGACACGGUCACCAAUAAUCUCCAAAUAAUCUCCAUUGAUGUGUAGUUAUGAUACAUUUUCUCAACCUUUUAAUCAAUAGCGUGGUUAGAGAGAGGGAUUCCAUUCUUACAGAUUAAUUCACUUCUGGGAGAAGCGGUUUGGUAAAUUUUCCUCGAACAGAUUCUAACCUGUUCAUAUCAGGUUGCGUAAGUGCAGAGUAUAGCGGAAGCUUUCUUUCAACUGUUAUUUUAGUAUUAUAAUGGAUUAUAAUAAUUUUUUUAACUGUUUGCUUGCUGGUUUAAAUUAAUUUAUUGGUAUCCGUUUUUCUAAGCACUUGUAGAAGGUAUGCAAUCUCCAAAACAAAAAAAAACGGAAUUCAGUAAAAUUUAUUGAUUCAUCUUACGGCGUACGACUUACGGCUAGUUCUUUCUGCGCUGAACUGAACCACCGCGUCAGAAAAACAGCGGAUAUUACAAAAAAAAAAACAGCAGCGUCAGUGAAAUAGGGUGGUAUGAAAAAAAAGGCAGCAAAUUUUCAAUCGGCGACUUUUCCGAUUUUUUUCAUACCGCUAGGGAACUUUCCGACGGCCACCUUUCCGCCGAAUCCCUUUCCGAAUUUUUUUACCCUUAUAUUUUUUUCGGUUUAUAAAACAUCUAUUAACAUUUUUCCCCCAUUUAUUUGUGUUUUAAACAUGAAUAUUUUUGCCUACUUUAUAUAGGAAGAUUUAAAACGAAGAAAGUAUCGAGAAAAAAAGUCGGAAAAAAUUUCGUCGGAAAGGUGGCCGUCGGAAAGUUCCCUAGCUAUAUGAAAAAAUCGGAAAAGUCGUCGUUCAAAUUUUCGCUGGUCUUUUUUUCAUACCACCGAAAUAGGCCUGCGGGAGAUCGUUGAAAGUUAUUGAAAACAUCUAUUUUUUUCAGUGAGAUGUGUUUAAGUUUGUAGAAAAAACCGUUUUCAAGUUUCUUUUAGACUUUAAAAAAUUAAAUUAUGAGUAAUUAUAAGAAAUUUGUCGUUCCAGGACCAAAUUUUUCAUGCAGUCGAAGUCGGAAAAACGGCACGGGAGCAAUUUCCUACACUUCUAUUUGGCCAACUACUAUCUUAAAAGUAAUCGAUUGGCAGAUGCACACAAUCAUUUUUUGCUCUCUGAUCGCAGCACAGUGAGUGGAAAUCGGUGGAUUUACUAUUUUUUCGAAAGGAACUUGCCAAUUUCCUACUGGUCUUGUAUCGCGAGAAAGGAUUACGCUCUGAAAUCGAUCUCAUCGUUCUGCGGCCUGUUCUACAGGUUAAAUUUGGAGCGAUAAUUCAAACGGCGACUUUUCCGAUUUUUUCAUAUCGUUAGUGAACUUUCCGACGGAGAAGUUCCCGACUAAUCCUUUCCGACUUUUUCGAUAAAAUCUUCGUUUUGAAUUUUCCUAUAUAAAAAUAGAUACUUGAUUCAUGAUUAAAACGCAAAGAAAUAGAAAAAAAUGUUAAUAGAUUGUUCAUAAACCGAAAAAAAUAAGGAAAAAAAGUCGGAAAAGGAUUCGUCGGAAACUUCUUCCUCGGAAAGUUCCCUAACGUUAUGAAAAAAAUCGGAAAAGUCGCCGAUUGAAAAUUUGCUGCCUUUUUUUCAUUCCACCGAAAAUACACAAAACAAGUUAAAAUCUAAAGAGGGCAAGCUUCAGAUAAAGAUUUUAUCGAAGUUCAAGAUUUUCAUGGGGCUAUCGACCUUUUAUAAAUACAUAUAUUAAUAUGAGUCGUAAUGAAAGUUCUGAAACAGAUUCUGUGUCUCGACCGUUAUCCAAGUGCGAAGAUGCUUUUUUCUGAAUUCGUAAAGGUUUCACAUGCUGGCACGUAUCCCUACAAGCUUCCUCUCUUCAACUUUGCCGAUCUUCUGUUGAGAUCUAUCGCAGCUGUCGAUGUGAGUUUUGCAGUGAUGAGAACAGUCAGCUACGAAUCUUUUUUGAGAUAAAAAAGUUCACCAUUUUGCUUGAAGAAUACAAAAAAGAAUUGAUGCGAGAUCGGAGCCUGACACAAUUGCUUGAAAAGGUAAUUUAAUAUCAACACGUUGAAAGGUGGUUUUUUUUUACAGAUUUGCCGCAUGUACUUCGGCGUUGGGCGAGUAUUAAACCGCGGAACAGGCCUCCAGAGAAUCCUCCAAAGUAAACAAGCUUCAAAACCAAGAUUUUUUUCCAAGCUUUCAGGCCUAACUUCUGAAGAGUCCGAUGAAGCUGACGAAGCCACUUCCCAUCUGGAAAACCAACCGCUAUCGGGUGCCAAUGUGAAGGUCAUACGAAAUCUCGCAAGCAACUCAAAAUCCAGCCCAGUAGUUGCUCCUGACGAGGACGAUCUUGAUUGA
Caenorhabditis auriculariae is the source of this 6141-nucleotide messenger RNA. NCBI's taxonomy places the organism in Eukaryota, Metazoa, Nematoda, Chromadorea, Rhabditida, Rhabditidae. The record is from the annotation of a GenBank genome assembly.